Messenger RNA from Temnothorax curvispinosus, 1858 nucleotides. It is a transcript of the gene MED18, whose product is annotated as mediator of RNA polymerase II transcription subunit 18. The coding region runs from base 458 to 1123 and encodes 221 amino acids. The transcript is spliced from 3 exons. Gene Ontology annotation, cellular component: core mediator complex; mediator complex. Gene Ontology annotation, biological process: regulation of transcription by RNA polymerase II; termination of RNA polymerase II transcription. The record is from RefSeq and is a predicted model, not a curated record. Gene Ontology annotation, molecular function: transcription coregulator activity. Lineage: Eukaryota; Metazoa; Arthropoda; Insecta; Hymenoptera; Formicidae.
UGGUAAUGAACAAAACAUGCUUUAGUUUUACCCUCUCUACUUUUCUACUCUAUUUCUUAUUUUUACCCCACCUCCAACUACUAACCUAAUUCCAACCUAACCUGCCCUAAGCUACAAUUGUGAAUAUUGGAUAUUGAUCUCUAUACGCUUUAUCCUUUCUCUUUUAAUACUGUAUGUGAAUUAUAAGAGGAAUAUUUAUAAAAACGUAAUUCAAGUUUAUUGAAAUAAAAGUGUUGUUAUUUUUCACAAUGGAGACAUUUAUAAAUCCAUAAAUUAGUAGUUUACUUUACUCUGAGGUUAAGACAAAAUGAAUUUUUUCGAUUUCUAAGAGAAAAGAACGUGCAAAAGUUCGACUGUGCAUUAGAUUAGAUGAUAUAUAAAAGUAGAGGGAUUCUUCAUUAUCUCUUAUUAAACUGCUCCGAAUCUGUUACUCGUCGAAAAAUUGACAUAAGCCAGCAUGACUGCCCCGAUCAGCACCGCUAUGGAUAGCUUGAGCGCUGCUCUCAAGUCUAACAUUAUCCCCAAUCAGGAGUAUUUGCUGCAGGGAUCGGUGUUAGAUACCUCUGUGGAAGUACUGCUGCACAGACUUCGUGGUUUGUGCGAUAAUGUGGACCAUGGACCAGAGGGAUUCUACGACCACGAGAUGUGUUUCAGCAUUCGCAGAGGCUCUCCGCAGGAACAGCCGCUGCUGCUGCGAGUGCGACGUACCCUGGACCCAGGCUAUGCAGACAUGCCGUGGCAGCUGCGAUACAUCGGCCAGCCCGAACUAGGCGACAAAUCUCGACCCACGAUCGUUCGCAGCAGCAUCGACAUCGCUACAAGCAACACCGUAGUGGAGUUUCUAACCGAGCUAGGCUGCAAGCUGGACUUUGAGUACGUUACUCGUGGCUACAUGUUUCGCAAGGGCCGAAUGAAGAUCACUGUGUCGAAGAUCUUCAAGGUAAACCAGGGCAAGGUGCCAGAGGGCGUGCCGGAGAUGAUUUCACAGAGUUACUUGGUCGAGCUCAGCGUGUUGGCUCCCAGCGGACAGGACGCUAUAGCAGAAGACAUGAGGAUAUUCGCGGAACAACUGCGACCUUUAGUGCAAUUGGAAAAGAUAGAUUACAAAAGAUUGGUUCAUUAAUCAUGAGAUUUUCGUACGACAAAGAAUCAUUUCUAUAUAAACCAGUUUGUGUAAAUUUUAGUGUGUUAAAAAAUGGAAAUGUUUCAAAUCGCCAUAUAGUAAUUUGAAAAAAAAAGGCGGAAGAACUCUUUAGAACAUUGUUUUAAUUGUAAUCACAUUUUAAUAUUCAUCAUAAUAUAAGAUUUUGCUUUGCCUUUAAAUUCUUUACUUAGGUCAUGACGAUUUAUUAAAGGUUCUCUAUAUCCAUUCAUUAAGAGAUACGAUGUAAAAAAAUAUUUUUUUAUAAAAUGUGAGAAAUAGCCGGAGAAAGUAAUUACGAGAUUAUUUAUGUGUAUAUAUCUUGAAAAUUUAAUGGAAUAACUAAAUAAAAUUGAUAUUUAAUAAAGACAAUAAGCAGAUUAAUGCAAUGGUAAUUCAAAAAUUUGGAAAUUCUGCAAUUGUCAAACAGCUUGUUUUCACCCUUAAUUAUCUACCCUUAAUUAUCAAGCACUACCAAGGUAAAGAUGGCAUCAUUUCUUCAAUGGCGACAGCGCCAAGCGUCAAUAAAUUAAAAGGAGAAUAUAUGCAGUGAUGCCAGAGCACUAUUUUUCGACGUAUGCGCAAUAACAUAUAAUAUAUGAUGACAGUAGCGUAUUAUUCGAACAACUCGAUAUUAUUACAUCUCUCAUGGGAAUAGAAUAGAAAAUAUUAAAGGAUAUUGUACAAAAGUUUUAAUAAAACUGCGAUGUUCAUUAA